ACCCUGCCUCCUGCCUUCAUGGCUGCUCCCAUCCUGCCUCCUGCCUCCAUGGCUGCUCCCUCCCUGCCUGCUGCCUCCCUGGCUACUAACAUCCUGCCUGCUCCCUCCCUGCCUGCUACCCCCCUGGCUGCUCCCUCCCUGGUAUCUUAAGAAAAUCAAUGUAUCUGCGUUUUGUCCCACUUCACUGACCAUCCAUUGUGAUGCUCAUUUUUGUUUAUUUAUUUUUAGGCUGUGGAUGACUCUGGCAUGCCGGGCUUAGACAGAGUAGACAGCUUGGCUGAGUGUUUGGUGGAGCUGAGGAACCAGUCCUCUCUGGCCCUCACCAACCAGCAGGUAAGCAACAUUGUUGCUCUGUGGCAGAACCUGCUGGACUACGACCAGCAGAGGGUUACCUUUGCUGCCAGACACCAGAGCAGGCUGGACACAGGGAGGUUCAGGUCUCCAAAGAAGAGGCAGGAGUUCACUCCAGGGGUGGAGAGCAUGAAGAGGCACGCACUCACCACCACUGCCCCGCUUGCCCAAUGGCCUGAUUGCUGCCGCCUGAUUGAACUGAUCUUUGUCAGGCUCUGUGCCAUCCAUCGCUCUCCCAAGAAGAAGGGGACUGGUGCAGUGUCCAGAUGGAGUUUAAUCCUGGAUGACUACAGGAAAAUCAGGCAGCGCAUUUUAGCAAAUGGGACGGUCAUGCAGCAGACCACACUGCAGCUGGUGGAUGUAAGCCACACCACCCUUGUGCAGUGGCACAACAAGAGGGUGAAGAAGCAGGACAACGCUGUGGUUAUGCAGGGGCUGAACUUGCCCAGUCGCUUGUCUGCGGCAGCCAACCCACUCCCUCCUGCUAAUGUGCGCCUUCCAUCUGCGCUCCCCCACCCAGGCCCGGCUCUCCAGUACCAACUGCCCUGCAGCACCGUGGGCCAGGCGCGGUUGAAAAGAAAGGUCCCGCCCACAGAUGUAACACCGGUUGCUAUAAAGAUGCAUGCCCAGCGUCAGCUCUUCCCUGCUCCACCCUCGGCCCCUCGUCUGUUGGUGCUGGCUCCGGUGACCUCACAGGUGCCUGUCCUCGUCGCUGCUCCACAGGCCCUGGGAGGUAUCUUCCCUGCACCCCCUGCUCCGGUCCGAAAACUAACCCGCCAUGUACUCCACAACACAUGCAAGAAAUGCGGGCAGUUCAGGACAGCCCAGACUGGACACAGUCAGUACAAAGGAACUGUGUACUGCCCCUCUGUAGAGGCUGUUCCCAAGGAGCAAUGGUUGGAGGACAUGAAACAAAAGUAGAUGCCCCUCUACCCCCCUCCCAGAGGCAUGGACGCUGGGCUAGUGCCCCUCUACCCCCCUCCCAGAGGCAUGGACGCUGGGCUAGUGCCCCUCUACCCCCCUCCCAGAGGCAUGGACACUGGGCUAGUGCCCCUCUACCCCCCUCCCAGAGGCAUGGACGCUGGGCUAGUGCCCCUCUACCCCCCUCCCAGAGGCAUGGACGCUGGG
This is a messenger RNA of Osmerus eperlanus (European smelt), 1479 nucleotides long. RefSeq lists its product as uncharacterized. The coding region runs from base 247 to 1272 and encodes 341 amino acids. The transcript is spliced from 2 exons. NCBI's taxonomy places the organism in Eukaryota, Metazoa, Chordata, Actinopteri, Osmeriformes, Osmeridae. The record is from RefSeq and is a predicted model, not a curated record.